Messenger RNA from Symbiodinium natans, 1152 nucleotides. NCBI's taxonomy places the organism in Eukaryota, Dinophyceae, Suessiales, Symbiodiniaceae. The record is from the annotation of a GenBank genome assembly.
AUGGCACACGGCGGGGCUCAAGGUUACGCACGCGUUUCCUCCGACUCCUGCAUCUACACGCGGAGGCAGAUUCCAAGCGAUGAUGAGGUGGAUCCCCACUUUGAAAUUGUGGGCCUGGAGGAAAGGGACAUUGACACGGAUGAGGACCACGAGCAUGGCAAGAUGUACUCGUCCUUGUGCCAUGUAGCUCGGUCGGGAGAUGACAGUGAUGCAACUGAUGAAGGACCGUCCCCGCCUAGGAUGGCCCUGAAGGCCCUGUCUAAGACAAAGAAGCGACUCCCGAAACGAUCCGAGCUACAACGCUACAAGCUCACACGGGUCCUCCCGGUGGCUUGGAAUGCACCAGCGCGAGUGCUGUGCGUCACGCGUCGGCACCUUCGCAAGGGAAAGUAUGUCGACUUCCUGGGCGAGUACCACCUAGACCUGAUCCAAGAGAACGGAGGUGCCGCCAUCAUGAUCCCCCGAACUGCACUGACGGUACCCGCGCUUGCCGAGUACUUGCCAAUGGAUGGCUUGCUCGUUGUAGAGGGCAACGACAUCUCCGACGAGAUCCUCAGCAAGUAUGGCUGCUGCGCGCCCGACCGCCUGGACGGAGAAGACGCCAUGAAGUGGGCCAGCGAUACUGAGUUCGAUGUCUCCAAGGAUGAGCUCGAGUUCGCGCUGAUGCGCCUGGCCCUUGGCUCUGGUUGUCCUAUCCUUUCCCUGUGCCGUGGCUCGCAGAUGCUCAACGUGCUCAGAGGCGGGACACUGAUCGGCGACAUUGAGACGGAAGUUCCGGAUGCAUUGGUACACCUUAAGGAUGCGAGUGAUCCAACCUACGACAGCCACCGUCAUCCGAUCCGAGUCUUGCCAGACACCCCGCUUGCAUCCUGGUUCGCGAAGUCACUUGUUGACACGGAUGAGCUCAGUGUGAACUCUUACCACCACCAAGGCAUCAAAACCUUGGGAAAGGGCUUGAAGCCAAUGGCCUAUGCCCCUGAUGGCAUACUUGAGGGAUUCUACGACUCGCGCUACAAUCCGUCGCAGGGGCGCUUCAUCGUCGGUUUGCAGUUCCACCCCGAGCGGAUGAUGGAGGACUACCCUGGAUGCAAGAUCGUCUACGAGGAUUUCCUGACAGCUUGCAAGAAUUUUAGAGUUGACAAAAACUUUUAG